This is a messenger RNA of Rhodotorula graminis WP1, 2646 nucleotides long. RefSeq lists its product as uncharacterized. The record is from RefSeq and is a predicted model, not a curated record. The coding region runs from base 1 to 2646 and encodes 881 amino acids. Lineage: Eukaryota; Fungi; Basidiomycota; Microbotryomycetes; Sporidiobolales; Sporidiobolaceae. The transcript is spliced from 4 exons. Gene Ontology annotation, molecular function: protein binding.
AUGAGCUCCUCCAGCGAGCUCGAGGUCGUCUCGAAGCCGCGCCAGCCGUCAUCGUCGCCCGAGGUGCGCCGCUCGGGGAGGGCCAGACGCGCUCCCCGCGGCCCGGACGAGAUCGCAGCAGCAGCCGCGCCCAUGGCCAGGUCGGGCUCGGGCACGGGCACCACGGGCCUGCCAGGUCCUCUCGACGCGUUCCAGGGCCAGCCGGCCCCGUCCAGGCGCCGCGGCGUCGACGACUCGGACGACGACCUCGCCCCACCGAUGAAGCGCCCAGGAGCACCAGGGCCAGCGCCGUUCGCGUCCACGUCCUUCAUGCAGCUCCCACCGCUGCCGCCCCUUCCUCCCGCACCCGCCCGACCGCCUCACGACGCGACCACCGCCUCGACCUCGCCCGCCCUCAACCCUUCCUCGAGCGCGCCCGCUCUCGGCUCAGCAGCCGCCCCGAGACCCGCUCCAGCCCGCUCUGCGUCCCUCGCCGCUCGCCCACAACCCGUCCCGCGCCGGUCCCGCACCCCGGCCGACCGCACCUCGGCCGCACCCGCACCUCCUCCUCGCGCCGCCCCACCGCCCAAGGUCUCGUACUCGUCCGACGAGGCCGACGACUUCUUCGGCGCGCGCCGCACCAAGCCCAAGAUGCGCGUGCCGGCCGCGGCGAGGGCGGGCAGCUCGACGGCGGCAGGAGCCGGGACGGCGCAGAGCAGGGCGAGCAGCGGGUCGGCGACGCCGAGGCCGACCAGUCCAGUCAAACGUCAACGCCCGCCGACCCUCGACCUGUCGUCCUCUUCCUCGUCCGACAGCGACUCGUCGCCUCGCCGCCGCGCCAUCGCCCUCUCGUCCGGCUCAGACGAUGACCGCUCGACCAAGCUCACCAAGGCCCUCAAGCUGCCGGCCUGGGCGAUGCAGGGCUCGACGGUGAGCGGCGCCGACCGCAAGCGGGCGGCGCAGGGCGGCGGGCGCAACCGCAAGCGCAAGAAGCUCGGCGAGAGCGGGAGCGAGGCAGAGAAGGACGAGGACGCAGGUGGACGAGGUGGGUCGCAGGGCAAGGGCAAGGGCAAGGAGAAGGCGGUGGACGAGGGCGGGUUGUUCAAGAUGGGCGACGACGACGGCGACGCCCACGACGACACGGACGACAGCCUCGAGCUCGCCCUCAUGCACGGCAGCAAGCUUAAGAGCGUGGCGCCGACCUCAUCGCCGACGAAACUGCCGCCGUUGCGCUCGCCCCGUAGACCCUCAAGCCGCCCAGAAGCGCUCGUACUACCCGACCGUCACUCGACAGGCCCAUCCCCCUCGGCCUCGCCCUACCGCUCCCCUCGCCGCGCACUCCCGAACCCGCACGCCCUCCUCAGCUCGUCGCCCCAGCGCGCGUCGCACAUCUCGCUCUCUUCGACCUCGUCGGACGGCAACGCGGCUACGAUGAUCGCGCUCGGCAGCGACGACGACGACGACGACGACGAUGUGCCGAUCGACGCGACGCUCGCCGCCAUCCGCAAGUCGCUCGCCGCUGCGCGACGCGACGCUGCGGCCUCGCGCAAGGCGACGUCGAGGACUCGCGGCGGCGCAGGCGCGACGGCGUUCUCGUCGCCGGUCAAGGCGGCGUCGGCGAGCCCGGGCGGCCCGAGCGGCCGAGCGGGCGCGGGAGCGGGAGGAGGAACAAGUGCGAGGGCAGGGCCGAGCGGCGGGGCAGCGGCGGCAGGGGACGACGGCGACAAGGUGACGGUGCGGCUGAGGAUGGUGUUCGACCCGACGAGGCAGGCGCCCGAGGUGGCCAAGCAGGCGUACGAGCGCGAGGAGGUGAUCGAGAUGGGGCUCCACGAGCCUUUCGAGUCGCUCUUCUACGAGCUGUCGCAGCGGCGCGGCAUCCCUCGAGCCGACCUCGUCAUCACGCACCUGCGCCCCUCCUCCACCUCUAUCUCGACCUCGACCUCGUCCCAGACCCUCGUCUCGGCCACCUCGUCCGCCUCGGGCUCGGCCUCGACGACCAAGCAGACGCAGCUGUACGAGUACGGCACGGCGGCCUCGCUCGGCUUGCGCGCCAGCGGCGAGCCCGAGAUGCGCGCCUACACCCGCGACGUGUGGGCCAAGGUGCGCGAGGCGGCGCGCGUCGAGGCCGAGGCCAAGCGCAAGGCGCACGAGGACGAGGUCGAGGAGGCGGCGCUAGAGCGUCUGCGGGCGGGGGUGCGGGAGGGGGCGCAGGCCGAGCGAGAGGGGCGGGGAGGGGCGGCCAAGGGCAAGAGCGGGCCGGGACCGGUCGUGCUCGACCUCGAGGACGACGACGACGACGAGGAGCUCCUUCCGGCGCCCGGCGCUCGGGCCGCCGCCAGCAGCGACCCUCCCACGCCUGCCGCCGCCACCGCCACCGCCACAGCCGCCACCUCGUCCCCCAGCACGGCCGUCCCCGCCGGCCUGUUCCCGCUCACGCUGCGCGGCUCGCGCACCGAGUCGCUGUCGCUCGCCGUCAAGCCGUCGACGACGAUCACGCAGCUCGUGCGCGCCUUUUGCCGCAAGUUUGCGAUCCCGCCGGCGCGCCAGGCCAAGGUCGUCGUCGAGUUUGACGGCGAGCGCCUGCAGGGCACCAUGACGCUCGACGAGGCGCGCGACGAGUUUGACCUCGAGGGCGAGGAGACGUUCGAGCUGAGAGAGCUUGCUUAG